Molecule: messenger RNA, 1547 nt
Organism: Malania oleifera
Lineage: Eukaryota; Viridiplantae; Streptophyta; Magnoliopsida; Santalales; Ximeniaceae
Exons: 1
Coding region: 687-1223 (178 amino acids)
Source: RefSeq, a predicted model, not a curated record
AUCCAUGAUUAAUGAUUAAUGCUUAUAAUCAAAAUGCUGACGCUAAAAAGCUUACACACUGCCUCGAUAAUGGAGAUGGCAUCGCUGGCGACCCUCCUCCUCGGGCGCAACGCCGGACCCCCAUUUUUCGCCCUCCAAUUACUCGGUCAAUCCUCCUGGACCCCGGCCCACCAGAUUCAUGGUCGUUGACACCCACCCAACCCCGGGCCCACCCGCCCCACAAUUAAUUAAUUAAUUAAUCCUUGCAAACUCUCAAACCACUAAACGGCUAUGGAUUGCCCACCAUACGGUACAGACUGCACUGUGAAAUUUAAUUCCCCAAAACACCCUUCUCACUUCCACGAUAUCACAACUGUACCCAUCCAUUUACGGCAGGUAUAGGCUGGCCGAAAGUAGCCACGGGUUUACCUGCACAACCCGUUCUACUACCCCCGCAGUAACGCUUCCAGAAUGCGUUUCGUCCACGCUGUUCUCCGGUUCCCGGUACAUUUCCCCCGGAGCUAUCCGUUGCCUCCCCUCCCUGAAUCUGCUCUGUGUAUUUAAACACCUCCCUAGAGAGAGUGAGGGGAGAGAGAAAUAGAAGAGAGAGAGAAAUAGAAGAGAGAGAGAGAGAGAGAUUAGGGUAUUUGGUGUAGAGCUGAAACCCUAUUUUUUGAUUUCUCUCUUCAAUUGUGUUUUCUGUGAAAAUGAUGGCGCAGGAUCCUGAGUUGACGCGCAGAGAAGCGGAAAUGAGUGACGACUCGACGAGCAGUUUGUUUUCGAACAGGAGACGGUGUCAUUUCCGCAUGCCGUGCUUGGGUUCCCGGCGGCCGCGCCCCUCCGAAUCAGUCUGGUGGACGAGGAUGCGCAGUGCGGAGAUCGACGACGCCGGGUGGUGGGCCCGAGGGGUCAGUGCGGUCAAGAAACUGAGGGAGUGGUCGGAGCUCAUCGCCGGCCCCAAAUGGAAAACUUUCAUUCGGCGCUUCAACAAGAACAUCGGCAGCUGUUCCGGAGGGGGCGGCUGCUCCGGCGUGGUUGGCGGCGGCGGCGGCGGAAGUAAGCUUCAGGGAAAAUUCCAAUAUGACCCCUUGGGCUACGCGCUCAACUUCGACGACGGCCCGGGGCAGAACAGGAAUUUCGACGAGGACUACCUGCGCCCCACCUUCUCGGCACGGUUCGCUUCUGUACCCGAGUCGGUGAGGCCUUCAGUGGAUCUUGGCAGGAAUCCGACGGUCUUUGCGUGAUAUCAGAGCCUUUUCACUUCCCCGCACGGUGGCGAUGCAAACGCGAGCGCCACCGUGCGCGGUGGUUGAUGAUGCGGAAGCUCUGGAGGUUUGGGGCACGACGACAGCUGGCGGGUUUCGUUCUCCGUUCAUGACAUGGUUGUUGUCAAUUUUGUUUUAUUUUAAAUUUUAUUUUAUAAUACUUUUUAUUUACAAAUUUUCUUUUUAUUUUUUUUACAGUAAAGGUUUUGGGGAUUAUGUAUAGUAUAUAAGACAUAAUGAGCGUGUUGAUACUUACAUUUGGAAGUUUGGAUUUUAAUUUAAUUUAUUUUAAUUAGUUCCGUA